Molecule: messenger RNA, 5406 nt
Organism: Esox lucius (northern pike)
Lineage: Eukaryota; Metazoa; Chordata; Actinopteri; Esociformes; Esocidae
Product: arf-GAP with Rho-GAP domain, ANK repeat and PH domain-containing protein 1
Exons: 34
Coding region: 247-4962 (1571 amino acids)
Biological process (GO): positive regulation of GTPase activity; signal transduction
Molecular function (GO): GTPase activator activity; protein binding; phosphatidylinositol-3,4,5-trisphosphate binding
Source: RefSeq, a predicted model, not a curated record
UUUGGUAGAAUAGUGUUUUUGCUGCUGGUGCUUUUGAGGCAUGAGAGAAAAAAAAGAUAUAAUCGCCGAGGUCUACUCGACCUGGUCCCAACAAAUUUUAAAACAUAAAAACUGAAAUCACCCUGGAAACUGUUUCAAAACAUUUUAACAAUUUGGAGCCAUGGUCUGACCACUCCCUGGGGAAACACUCAAGGAUACAUUUUGACGAACAGACGUACAGACACACACACACACACCCCUGUGGUGAUGUCGGAGGUGGAGGAAUGUACGUCGGUUUGGAAGUGGCUGUCCCUGUUGCACCUGGAGCAGUAUUUCCCGGCAUUCCAAGCUGCAGGGUUGGGAUCAUUAUCGGAAUGCCAAGGGCUGACCCAGAAUCAGUUGGAGAUGAUCGGAAUCUCACUACCCGGUCACCGGCGACGCAUCCUGGCCAGCCUGCAGAAAACCGGACAAAUAACGGCACCUGGAACGCCUCUUAUGCACGCUGACCCGGAGAGAGGGCAGGACGUCCGUCAGUCUCAACCACCUUCAGAGGGAAGGCCCUGGGACGCAGCCAGACCCACGGACCCCGGGACAUCGGCGUCACACGGAGAGCGUCCCGUCCCCAAGGAGAGAGCCAUAUCCAGAGACGGAGAGAGAGAAGGGGCGGGGGACGGAGAGCGAAAGAGACCGGUGCCUAAAGAGAGGACUAAGUACCGGUCUGUCCCCUUGGAGAGUUGUGGCCUGCCGGGCCCGCGUCCUAACCCCGCCCCCCGCCCAAACGCUCCCCAGGAUUCCCCCCUGCCCCCCAUCCCCCCUCGGAGCACACCCAACUGCCCCCCGCUGUGCUUCGUCUCCGGCGGCAAGUCUGGUCCGCCAGGCGCGUCUGUGUCGGAAGGCAACCCCCUGACUGUGCCCCGGCCUGCCCCAAGACCCCGCCCCAAAUCCCUAGCCCUCACCCCACCCGCCAGACCGCCACGACAUGCAGGGGACGGAGGGAGAAAGCCGUCCCCCGUCUCCCCCUCUUCAUUCUUGGUCGAGCACCACGGCUGUUUGUCUCCUGACCGCGGAGCCCCCCCUCUUCCCCCUAAAGCCUACGUGGUGGGAGGGGGCCCUAAAGAGCCUAACAGCCCUCCUCCUAUCCCCAGCCGGCAGCCUGCCCUGCCCCCCAGGACCACACCCACGAACAGCGAUGCUCCCGUCGAUGAACCACAAACAGACCGGACGCCACAAGCCCCGCCAAGGACCAGGGUGCCCCAGACAGCGAUUACUUCACCCCUCGACACGCAUCCCACUUUGCCAAUUAGAAGGGUUCCCCAGCUCCCUGAAAUAGGCCAAAUGUCUGGUGAAAGUUCAGAUGACUACGAAGAUCCAGACCUAGUCCUCCUUGAUCGCAAAUCUGUGACCAUGGCAGACAAGGACGCGUUCCUGCCGGUGCCAAGAGUCAAGGGGCGCUACAGCUCACUCUGCAGUGAUGAUGAGUUGCUGGACAAUGACAACGAGCUGCUUGGCGACCGUCGGAGCUCGUGGCAGGACUAUGGUCUAAGUACGCUGCAGGGAAGUGUCUACCUUCCGGUCACAGGCUGUGUUUCAUCACCUCCCCCUAGAGAUAGUCCCUCCCCCUCCCCAUCUCCCGUUCUGAAGAUGGGAUGGCUGGAUAAGAACCCACCCCAGGGGUCCCUGUAUUAUCAGAGGAGAUGGGUGAAGCUGGAUGUGGACUACCUGAGAUACUUUGACAAUGACAAGGAAGUGUACUCUAAGAGGGUCAUACCAACUUCUGCCAUUACGGGUGUGACCAAUGUGGGGGAGCAGAAGUUUGAGGUUGUCACCACCAGCCGGACCUUUCUCUUCAGAGCAGAGAGCGACUCUGAAAGAAAUGAGUGGGUGUCAGUUCUGCAGGACUUCACUGUGGUGCACCAUGAAGGCAGUAGGGAGAGGAUUUCAUCGACUCCAUCGUACCUUUUGACCCCUGAACAUCAGGGCUACCUAGAACUGAGGGGCCUCCGCUCCAAACUGUAUACUGUUGUGUCCGGAGACAAGGUCUUCCUCUACAAGAACUUGGAGGACUACCGGCUUGGCAUUGGUAUCACAUCCAUCGACAUGAACGUUGGAAAUGUAAAGGACACUGACCGCCGCAGCUUUGACCUUACCACCCCCUACCGCAUCUUCAGUUUUGUAGCGGAUUCAGAGCAGCAAAAGGAUCAGUGGAUAGAAGCGAUGCGUGACUCAAUCGGAGAGGCUCUGUCCAAUAGUGAGGUGUCAAAUCGAAUCUGGGCGGAGCCUAGCAACGGAUUCUGUGCCGAUUGUAGCGCCACCAAACCUGAGUGGGCUGCCAUCAACCUAUGUGUGGUGAUCUGCAAACGCUGUGCAGGAGAGCACCGGGGUUUGGGUCCCAGCAUCUCUAAAGUGCGAAGUCUAAAGAUGGACCGGAAAGUGUGGACAGAGGAGCUCAUACAGGUGUUCCUGACUCUAGGUAACGAGCGUGUCAACGGAUUCUGGGCGGCAAAUGUUCCGCCCAGCGAGGCGCUGAGUCCGGCCAGCUGCAGUGAAGACCGCCGCCUGUUCAUCAGUGCCAAAUACAGACAAGGCAAAUACCGCAGAUACCACCCCCUCUAUGGUAACCAGAAAGAACUCAACAACGCCCUGUGUAUUAAUGUCCAGUGCAGUGAUGUGCUGGAGACCUUGUGCCUGUUAUUCUGUGGAGCUGAUGUGAACCACCCGACUGGCCUGGCUGACUGCCCGUCCCCCGUGUCCCUGGCCCUCGCCCACAACCAGAAACUGCAGGCCGAGUUCCUCUCGCACAAUCUAAACACGGAGCUGCCGCGGCUGGAGGUCGUUGGGCUCAUGGAGCCACAACACUACUCACCACAGCACUCCGUCACCCACAAUGGCUUCCUGUACAAGACUGCUUCCAUGGCACGACAUGUCAUGGAGCGCAAGGCCAAAGAGGAGUUCAGCCGUCGCUGGUGCACAUUGAAUGAUGGGAACUUUAGUUACUACGAGAGUGACAAGAAUUCUACACCCAAUGGAAUCCUGAAGUCUACAGAGAUAGUCUGUCUGGCUGUCAACAAACCAGAGACUCAUGGGUUUGAGUACACAUUUAAGCUGUACUCUGAUUCUGAGCGUCUCUAUCUGUUUGGCACUGACGAUCCAGACAGUCACAAGGAGUGGGUCAAAUCCAUCAGCAAGGCGUUUAUUCCGUCCAAUGCAGAGGCUCUGUUGAGGCUGGGCUUUGAGCGAAUUGGGCGGCUAAAAUAUAAGGAUGGGCUUAAUCUACAGAGCCCACGGGUUGGUUGGUUCGCUCUGGUUGGCUCCUCCCUCCAUGCCUACCUGGAGGACAGCGAGGUAGAGGAAGAGAUAAACCUACGCAAACUACAGGAACUCUCAAUCCAGCAGGAGAAUGAGGUGCUGGUUCUGGUGGAAAGAGGAAGGACUCUGUACAUGGAGGGGGAGAGGAAGCUGGACUUCCAGGGCUGGUGUGAAGCUAUCCAGAGAGCGGCUGGCAGUGCCGGAGACUCUCUUGGUCUGCAGCAACUUACCGAGAUGGACAUCCCAGUUAUUGUGGAUCGCUGCAUAGACUACAUCACGCAAUGUGGCCUGACUUCCGAGGGGAUUUACCGUAAGAGCGGGGUGAACAGCCGCGUGGCGGCGCUGUGUGAGGCGUUUCGGCGGGAUGCCCGUAGCGUGCGCCUGAAAGAGGGGGAACACCAGGUGGACGACGUGUCCAACACGCUCAAGCGCUUCUUCAGAGAGUCCGGAGAAGGCCUGUUCACCAUAGAGGCAGCAAGUGCAUGGCUCAACACACCCGUGGUUCCAGAUGAAAGCAAGAAGAUCUCUGAGUACCAGCUCCUACUGAGUCGCCUGCCCAGAGUCAACAAGGCCACGCUACGAGCCCUGGUCAAUCAUCUCUACUGCGUGCAGCGGUUUGCGGAUCUGAACCAGAUGAAUCUCCAUAACCUGGCCAUAGUGUUUGGCCCAACACUGUUCCAGACCGACGGGAAGGACUACACCGCUGGCCGUGUCGUUGAGGAACUCAUAGAGCACUACACAGACAUCUUUGAGGUGGAUGAGCAGCAACUGAAGAGGCAGUUGGACGAGAUCACGGCCAUCAUUAAAGUUCGGGAAAAGCUGAACCAGAACUCCAACAACCCAGCGUCAGGGUCAGCUGGGGAUUUUAUCUGUACAGUUUACCUGGAGGAGAAGAAGGAGACUGCAGAGCAGCACGUUAAGAUCCCUGGUUCAAUGACUGCUGCAGAGCUGACCUGUGAGAUCCUGGACCGCCGGAAGAUUACAGUCCGAGAUAAAGACUACUGGAGCUGCUGGGAAGUCAGUGAGAAGGAUGAGACUGAGCGUCCGCUGCAUCACUUAGAGCGCGUGUUACCCAUCCUGCAUUCCCUGGGGACCGACUCACACCUGCUGGUCAAGAAACACGUCGCCAUGGAGGCCAUGCUCGUCUACCUGGCCAGUAAAGUGGAUGUGUCCAAGCACGGGAUAGUCAAGUUCCGAGAGGAGAGGAGCAUUCUGGGUUUGGGGCUGAAUACUGGCAGCUUCCAUGACCGCUACUUUAUCCUCAACUCCAUGUGCCUCAGGAUGUACAAGGAAGUGAGGAGUAAUCGCCCGGAGAGGGAGUGGCAAGUGAAGAAUCUAAAGGUCUAUUUAGGCAUCAAGAAGAAACUACGACCACCCACAUGUUGGGGUCUGACGGUGGUCUAUGAAAGUGAAAAACAAGACAAGCCAGAGAGGCAACAAUGGUAUUUGUGUUGUGAUACUCAGAAUGAAUUGAGGGAGUGGUUCUCCACCUUUCUCAGUAUCCAGUAUGACGGUAACAUGUGGCCUGUGGACUCGGUCCCGACACGCGUGUCCCGUGCGGUGGACACACGGCACGGUAACGUGGCGUUGAUUCCUUUGCGUGGCAGCGAGAAUGAGAUGCGGAACAGCGUUGCAGCUUUCACCGCCGACCCGCUUGGUCUCUUUAGAGAUGUCUGAUAAUGUGGCCUGACAAAAAGCAGAGACGACCACCAGCUGUAGAACCCACGGACUCUUCCAAACAUUCCAUUAACAGCAACUCUAGGACCUGAAUAACUACACCCACACACACACACACACCCCUAAACGGGGUUGGCAUCACAAGGAGAGAGAGACUCUGUGUCUUUUAAGAAUGCCUGGUAACCGUGGCUACGCAGACGGGCAGGAAACACUCCAGCUAUUGGCUGAAAGACUGAGAGAUGAAGAACACUGGGAGUACGUCGUUGUUACUGAUGCAGCUCGUCUGUCUGUCCCUCAGAGACGCCCCUGAGACCUUAGGAUGGCUGGAGCUAAUGGGAUGACGGUCACUGACGCCCAACCUUCACUGUCCCCCCCCACAUCCCAAACACACUGUCCCCCCGCAUCCCAAACACACUGUCCCCCCCACAUCCCAAACACACUGUC